AUGGGCUGCUGCAAAUCUAGUAUCGAAAAAGCAGAAUUCUUACUGCAGGAACAAAAAUUAGUAGAAAGUGAAAUGACUACAGGCUGCGAUUCCCCUAAUUUCAAAUACUUACAAAAUAAUGAAGCUGAUACUCCGACCACAACAAAAGCAGUGGAAACUCCUAAGUUUGGGAAAUUUACUUUUAAUUUCAAUGAAGAUAUAAACGAAGAUGAAGAAAAUUUUAGAAUUGAUAAAAGAACGGAUUAUAAAGCAAAAGGAUCAGAAAAAAAUUCUAAUAAAAACACACAGAAAAGUAAUUAG
Blepharisma stoltei is the source of this 300-nucleotide messenger RNA. Lineage: Eukaryota; Ciliophora; Heterotrichea; Heterotrichida; Blepharismidae. The record is from the annotation of a GenBank genome assembly.